Molecule: messenger RNA, 2628 nt
Organism: Gymnogyps californianus (California condor)
Lineage: Eukaryota; Metazoa; Chordata; Aves; Accipitriformes; Cathartidae
Product: E3 ubiquitin-protein ligase HECTD3-like
Exons: 21
Coding region: 1-2544 (847 amino acids)
Molecular function (GO): ubiquitin-protein transferase activity
Source: RefSeq, a predicted model, not a curated record
AUGCCGGCGAGCGGGGAAGCGCCGCACCAGGUGCUGGGCCGGCUGCGGUUCCUGCUGCAGUGCAGCGAGUGCUUCCGCCGCUCCCGGGCGCUGCCCGCCGCGCUCUGCUACGUGCCGCGGGAGGUGCAGUACAAGAUCUGCAAGGACCCCGCCGCCGCCGCUGCCGCCGCCGCCGCCCGCAGCCUGCUCAGCGUCUGGGACAGCCCGGGGUCGGCGCGGGGCGGGAAGCGGGCGGCGAGGGCCACCAUCGCGGUGCGGAAGGGCGGCUGCCUCCGCGCCACCGGCGAGGAGUACUGCAACGGCGCCGGGCUCUGGAUCAAGCUCAGCAAGGAGCAGCUGGAGGAGUACACGAGCAGCCAUGACCUGGCUGAGGGCUGGCUCCUGGCGCAGAGGUUUGGAGAGGGAGGAGAUAAGUUGGUCCCGGUUGACUCCGUGAAGACCAUCCAGUGGCAGCACCAAACGCUCGGGGUUGAUUAUAAACCCGUGGUCAGCUGGGAACAACUGGUGGACCUGACCUACUCCAUGCACCUGGGAGAGAAGCCCAGACUCAUAGAGCAGGAUGAGGCCGCGGUGCAGAAGUUUCGGUCCGUGCCCCCGGGCUGGAGCUACGAGUGCGACAUGGAGCUGGGGCGCUUCCUGUAUGAUCACAGCGAGAGAGAGCUGCAGCGCAGGGACUGCACCAAGGAGCACCUCAGCAGUGUAGAGGUCUCCUCACAGGUGGAGGACUGCAGCGCAGCCCAUCUGACGGACAACCAGCCAUACACCUUCUGGGAGAGCAACGGGCCCCGGGGGCAGCACUGGGUGCGGCUCAACAUGAAGAAAGGCGCCGUUGUCAAGAAGCUGUGGGUGAUGCUGGAUGGGCAGGUCAGCUCCUAUGUACCCAGGCGGGUGGCUCUGUAUGGGGGGGCACCGAACAGGCUGCAGCACCUGAGAACCGUCCUAAUUAAUGAGAACAGCUUCCAGGACGUCUGCAUCCUCCGUGACAUGAAGACCCACCUGCCAAUGCUGGAAAUCCGCAUCCUGGAGUGCCGGGACCAAGGGUACAAUGUCCGCCUGCGAGGGAUUAAGAUCAAGUCCUUCUGGGAGUGGGACCUGAUCCUCAAUGCUGACAUGUUCCAGCCAGCCCAGCUGGUGCGCUACCCUCUCCUGGAAGGGGUGGAUGCCAACGUGCUGUACCGGCGGGCUGUGCUCAUUCAGAGGUUCGUCCAGCUCCUGGACAGUGUCCUGUGUUACCUGACCCCCCCCUCUGAGGACAGCAUCGGCACCUUCAAUGCACUCAGGAACAUGAAGCCGUUCCUGAUGCUGUCCAAGCAGAGCACAGCCCUCAUCACCCACUGUCUCCAGUCCUCGGAGAGCACUCCCCCUCACGCCCCACCAAAGGUGAACAUCAACCGGCACCUGGCUCGGGAGCACCGUGCCAACCCCGCGCGGGACCCCAGCUGCAGGAACACCGUCUUCACCCAGCUGUACGAAGGCCUUAGAUCUUCCAAGAACAAUCAGCCCCUGGACUACAGGUGGCCCCUGAGCUACAGCCAGUGGUGGGAGUGCGAGUUCAUCACUGAGGGCAUCAUCGACAACGGCGGCGGUUUUCGGGACAGCCUGUCAGAUAUGUCGGAGGAGCUAUGUCCUAGCUCGGGCGAUGCCCCCGUGCCCCUGCCCUUCUUCGUGCGCACCUCCAACCAGGGUAACAGCAGCAGCAACACCAGGGACAUGUACGUCCCCAACCCCUCCUGCAAGGACUUCCCCAAGUAUGAGUGGAUCGGGCAGCUGAUGGGAGCAGCCCUGAGGAGCAAGGAGAUUCUGAUCCUGGCUCUGCCGGCGCUGGUGUGGAAGCAGCUGGCAGGGGAGGAGGUCAGCUGGAGCAAGGACUUUGCCGCCGUGGACUCAGAGCUGGUGAAGCUGCUGGAGGUGCUGGAGGGGGUGGACAGGGAAGCCUUUGAGUUCAUGUUCGGCAGAGAGCUGACCUACACGAUGGUGCGGAGCGACCAGCGCGUGGUGGAGCUGAUCCCCGGCGGCAGCAGCACUGUGGUGCGCUACGAGGACCGCAAGGAGUUCAUCCGCCUGGUGCAGAAGGCUCGGCUGGAAGAGAGCAAGGAGCAGAUCGCAGCCAUGCGUGCCGGGCUGCUCCGUGUGGUGCCCCAGCCUGUGCUGGACAUGCUCACCUGGCAGCAGCUGGAGAAGAAGGUCUGCGGGGACCCUGAGAUCACGAUGGCUGAACUGCGGAAGUUCAUCACGUUUGACGACUUUCCCUCUGACGACACCCGUGUCCAGAAAUUCUUGGAGGCGCUCAGCAACUUCACCAGCGAGGAUCUCAGCCGCUUCCUCAAGUUCGUCACUGGCCGGAGCCGCCUCCCAGUUCAGAUCACUGUCUACCCGGAAAGGACAAACUUGAACACAUUGGACCUGAUGCCACAGGCCUCCACGUGCUCCUGCAGCUUCUUCUUGCCCAACUAUUCCUCGGCCAAGGUCUGCGAGGAGCUGCUGCGGUAUGCCGUGUACAACUGCAUUUCCAUCGACACCGACAAGGACACCUGGGACGAAUGAGGCCCCCCAGGUGCCCCAUGGUGUGGGAGCCGCCCGCCCCGGGGACACUGGAUUCAAUAAAACUGCAGGGCCGGAUCCUGCUGU